Molecule: messenger RNA, 2231 nt
Organism: Hevea brasiliensis (rubber tree)
Lineage: Eukaryota; Viridiplantae; Streptophyta; Magnoliopsida; Malpighiales; Euphorbiaceae
Product: cucumisin-like
Exons: 10
Coding region: 1-2217 (738 amino acids)
Biological process (GO): proteolysis
Molecular function (GO): serine-type endopeptidase activity
Source: RefSeq, a predicted model, not a curated record
AUGGCAAGCCAAAAUUGCCCACAUCCAAGGCUUCUCCUUAUUAUAAGCCUCACCUGUAGUCUUGUUAUUAGCUGCCAUGGCACACCUGAAACAGAUAGAAAGACAUUUAUUGUGUACAUGGGUGACCGUCCAAAGGGUGAUUUUUCUGCAACAGCUUUUCAUACCAGCAUGCUACAAGAGGUUGUUGGCAGUGGUGCAUCAGAUUUUUUGGUCCACAGCUAUCACAGGAGCUUCAAUGGCUUUGUUGCUAAGUUGACUGAAGAGGAGAAGCAGAAACUGGAAGGUAUGGAAGGUGUGGUGUCUGUGUUCCCUAGUGAAAAGAAGAAACUCCAUACAACACGGUCCUGGAACUUCAUGGGUUUCCCCUUGAAUGUUACAAGAUCAACUUAUGAAAGUGACAUCAUUAUUGGAAUGCUCGACACAGGAAUUUGGCCUGAGUCUGAAAGUUUUAAUGACAAAGGAUUUGGUCCACCUCCAACCAAAUGGAAGGGCAUUUGCCAAGGAUCCUCCAAUUUCACAUGCAACAACAAAGUAAUUGGAGCUCGAUACUACCACAGCGAAGGAGAAGUAGGUCCAGGAGAAAUUGCUUCACCAAGAGAUUCAGAAGGCCAUGGGACCCACACUGCAUCAACAGCGGCAGGGGACGUAGUUAGCCAUGCAAGCUUACUAGGCGUUGCUUCAGGGACUGCUCGAGGAGGCCUUCCCUCUGCCCGUAUAGCUGUGUACAAGAUAUGUUGGUCUGAUGGCUGUUCAGAUGCUGACAUUCUUGCAGCAUUUGAUGAUGCUAUUGCUGAUGGAGUUGAUGUAAUAUCUCUUUCAGUAGGAGGGUGGCCUCUGGACUAUUUUCAAGAUUCAAUUGCCAUUGGAGCUUUCCAUUCAAUGAAGAAUGGUAUUCUCACAUCCAAUUCUGCUGGUAAUUCAGGUCCUCGAUCUGAAAGUGUCUUAAACUUUUCACCUUGGGCUCUUUCUGUUGCUGCAAGCACCAUAGACAGAAAGUUUGUAAGCCAGGUGAAGCUAGGUAAUGGAGCAAUUUAUGAGGGACUCUCAAUAAAUACUUUCGAUCUUGGAAAUACUAUGUACCCUAUCAUCUAUGGUGGAGAAGCACCAAACCAAACUGCAGGAUAUGAAGGGAUCUCUUCCAGGUUGUGCACCUCAGGCAGCUUGAACAAGACUCUGGUGGAAGGGAAAAUUGUUCUGUGUGAUGCUGCAACAAUUGGGAGUGGAGCCAUAGCUGCUGGUGCAGUUGGCUCCAUAAUGCAAAAUGGAUUUUUCAAAGAUUUGGCCAGUAGUUAUAUUUUACCGGCUUCCGUAUUAAGAAUGAGUGAUGGAGCUGAUAUUUUGCAGUAUCUAAACUCGGCUAGCAGUGAGCCAACUGCAACAAUAUUGAAGAGCAUCGAAAUUAAGGAUGAAUUAGCCCCAGCUGUGGUUAUAUUUUCUUCAAGGGGGCCCAAUCCAUUAACAAGGGACAUUCUGAAGCCUGACCUAACAGCUCCUGGAGUGGACAUUUUAGCAGCAUGGUCUGGAGCUUCUACUGUGACAGGAUAUGAAGGAGAUAAUAGAUUUGUUCAAUACAACAUAAUCUCUGGCACAUCCAUGUCUUGCCCGCACGCAUCUGGUGCAGCAGCUUAUGUCAAGUCAUUUCACCCAACAUGGUCUUCUGAUGCAAUUAAGUCUGCUCUAAUGACAACAGCAUAUCCCAUGAAUCCUGACAAAAACCCAGACGCAGAGUUUGCUUAUGGAUCAGGUCACAUAAAUCCUAUUAAGGCCACAGAUCCAGGUUUAGUAUAUGAUGCUGGAGAGAUAGAUUAUGUUAAAUUUCUAUGUGGACAAGGGUAUGGCACUAGACAACUUCAACUUGUCACUGGAGAUCAAAGCGCAUGCUCUGCAGAAACCAAUGGAACUGUUUGGGAUCUGAAUUACCCUUCUUAUACUCUAUCUACCAAGUAUGGGGAAUCUAUAACUCGCACUUUCCAAAGAACUGUCACAAAUGUUGGGUCACAAAUAUCUACUUACAAGGCAAUUAUAAAUGCACCAGCAGGACUUAAAAUUCAGGUUCAACCAAGUGUUCUUUCCUUCCAGUCCCUUGGGCAGAAACAAUCUUUUGUUGUGACAGUAGAAGCUACAAUGAUCAAAACUAUGAUCUCUGGUUCUUUGGUUUGGGAUGAUGGGUUGCAUCAAGUGAGAAGUCCUAUAGUGGCACAUGUUACCUAUCCUUGAUUAAAGUUUGAGAA